Molecule: messenger RNA, 2808 nt
Organism: Protopterus annectens (West African lungfish)
Lineage: Eukaryota; Metazoa; Chordata; Ceratodontiformes; Protopteridae
Product: mucin-5AC-like
Exons: 18
Coding region: 1-2808 (935 amino acids)
Source: RefSeq, a predicted model, not a curated record
AUGGACCAAAAAAUUAACCUGGAUGAGUACACUGAGUCAGUGACGGCCUAUAUAUCAAAGUGUGUGGAUGAUGUGACAGUCAACAAGAGCAUCAUCACAAGAGCGAAUCAGAAAUCCUGGCUAGCAAGUGGAGUGUACAAGAUCUUCAAGGCACGUAAUGCCUUUAAAUCUAAAGACAAAGAUGCCCUUAGGGAAGCCAGAGUAAAACUAAGUAGAGGAAUAAGAGUGGCUAAGCAGGCCUAUGGACAGAAAAUUCAGGGUCACUUCUCGGACCUGAGAAACUCCUGGCUUCUAUGGCAAGGGACAGCAUUUGAAGACACAUCUAUUGAAGAAACAGAGAGCAGUACAUCUCAUCCUGUGGAAAUAUCAACCAUUAGUUUUACUGCUGUUCCUACAACAGGGACAGCAUUUGAAGACACAUCUAUUGAAGAAACAGAGAGCAGUACAUCUCAUCCUGUGGAAAUAUCAACCAUUAGUUUUACUGCUGUUCCUACAACAGGGACAGCAUUUGAAGACACAUCUAUUGAAGAAACAGAGAGCAGUACAUCUCAUCCUGUGGAAAUAUCAACCAUUAGUUUUACUGCUGUUCCUACAACAGGGACAGCAUUUGAAGACACAUCUAUUGAAGAAACAGAGAGCAGUACAUCUCAUCCUGUGGAAAUAUCAACCAUUAGUUUUACUGCUGUUCCUACAACAGGGACAGCAUUUGAAGACACAUCUAUUGAAGAAACAGAGAGCAGUACAUCUCAUCCUGUGGAAAUAUCAACCAUUAGUUUUACUGCUGUUCCUACAACAGGGACAACAUUUGAAGACACAUCUAUUCAAGAAACAGAGAGCACUACAUCUCAUCCUGUGGAAAUAUCAACCAUUAGUUCUACUGCUGUUCCUACAACAGGGGCAACAUUGGAAGAAACAUCUAUUGAAACAGAGAGCAGUACAUUCCAUCCUAUGGAAAUAUCAACCAUUAGUUCUACUGCUGUUCCUACAACAGAACCAGAAACAUUCAUGCAUGAAGUAGAGACUACCACAUAUAGUCCUUCAAGUACACCAAGCUCUACUUUUGCAACAGUUAGUGCAUCAAUUUCAGAAACAGCAUCAACAGAAACAAUCAUUCAAGAAACAGAAAGUACCACAUCUCCAUCUCAAAGUACAUUAAGCUCUACACAUGUUGCUGUUACUAUGGCAGGGUCAACAUUGGAAGAAUCAUCUAGUAAAGAAACAGAGAGCAGCACAUCUCUUCUUGUGGAAAUAUCAACCAUUAGUCCCACUGCUGUUCCUACAACAGGGACAACAUUAGAAGAAACAUCUAUUAAAGAAACAGAGAACAGCACAUCUCUUACUGUGGAAAUAUCAACCACUAGGUCUACUGCUGUUCCUACAACAGAAAGAACAUCAACAGAAAUACUCAUUCAAGAAAAUGAGAGUACCACAUAUAGUCCUUCAAGUACACCAUGCUCUACUUUUACAACAGUUACUGCAUCAGUUUCAGAAACAGCAUCAACAGAAACAAUUAUUCAAGAAACAGAAAGUACCACAUUUCCAUCUCAAAGUACAUUAAGCUCUACACAUGUUGCUGUUACUAUGGCAGAAAAAGCAUCAACAGCAAUAGCCACUCAAGAAAAUGAGAGUACCACAUAUAAUCCUACUUUUAGAACAGUUACUGCUUCAAUUUCAGAAACAGCAACAACAGAAACAAUCAUUCAAGAAACAAAGAGUACCACAUCUGCAUCUACCCCUGCAUUAAGCUCUACACCUGCUGUCAUUACUAUGGCAGAAAGAACAUCAACAGAAAUACUCAUUCAAGAAAAUGAGAGUACCACAUAUAGUCCUUCAAGUACACCAAGCUCUACUUUUACAACAGUUAGUGCAUCAGUUUCAGAAACAGCAUCAACAGAAACAAUCAUUCAAGAAACAGAGAGUACCACAUUUCCAUCUCAAAGUACAUUAAGCUCUACACAUGUUGCUGUUACUAUGGCAGAAAAAGCAUCAGCAGCAAUAGCCACUCAAGAAAAUGAGAGUACCACAUAUAAUCCUACUUUUAGAACAGUUACUGCUUCAAUUUCAGAAACAGCAAGAACAGAAAAAAUCAUUCAAGAAACAGAGAGUACCACAUCUGCAUCUCCAAGUACAUUAAGCUCUACUCCUGUUCUUGUUACUACAGCAGAAAGAACAUCAACAGAAAUACUCAUUCAAGAAAAUGAGAGUACCACAUAUAGUCCUUCAAGUACACCAAGCUCUACUUUUACAACAGUUAGUGCAUCAGUUUCAGAAACAGCAUCAACAGAAACAAUCAUUCAAGAAACAGAAAGUACCACAUUUCCAUCUCAAAGUACAUUAAGCUCUACACAUGUUGCUGUUACUAUGGCAGAAAAAGCAUCAACAGCAAUAGCCACUCAAGAAAAUGAGAGUACCACAUAUAAUCCUACUUUUAGAACAGUUACUGCUUCAAUUUCAGAAACAGCAAGAACAGAAAAAAUCAUUCAAGAAACAGAGAGUACCACAUCUGCAUCUCCAAGUACAUUAAGCUCUACUCCUGUUCUUGUUACUACAGCAGAAAGAACAUCAACAGAAAUACUCAUUCAAGAAAAUGAGAGUACCACAUAUAGUCCUUCAAGUACACCAAGCUCUACUUUUGCAACAGUUACUGCAUCAGUUUCAGAAACAGCAUCAACAGAAACAAUCAUUCAAGAAACAGAAAGUACCACAUUUCCUUCUCAAAGUACAUUAAGCGCUACACAUGUUGCUGUUACUAUGGCAGGUAAAGGCAGAGAUAUUGUUUUUUUGAGAAUGGUUUGCAAGUUGAAGUAA